Molecule: messenger RNA, 387 nt
Organism: Dentiscutata erythropus
Lineage: Eukaryota; Fungi; Glomeromycota; Glomeromycetes; Diversisporales; Gigasporaceae
Source: the annotation of a GenBank genome assembly
AUUGAAAUAGAAAAGAAUGACAUGCUUUUGGGUAAAGAUAUUUAUAACCAGUCAGCUACUAAGACAAAACCAAAAGUGCCUUUUCAUCAGGGUAUUAUUACAGAAGAUGUUGAUAGGAUUGUAAAUAGUAGGAUUCAGGCAUUACAGCAAUCAACGCUAAAUCAAUCACCAGCAUCUUCUUCCGGUCAGGAAAAUAUUACUAAGGCUGAUUUACAAGCUGUAGCUAAAUCCUUGCAAGAAACUAUGUCUCGAGUGACUAAAACUCUAGAUAAUAGUAAAAAAUCAGCUGAUAAAAAAGCCACAAAUGUUCCAAGUGCGGAAAGUCUGGUCACAAUUCUCGAAACUGCCCUUGAAAGAAGAAAAAGAAAAGCAAGAAGUCUAGAAAGG